Molecule: messenger RNA, 2349 nt
Organism: Aspergillus eucalypticola CBS 122712
Lineage: Eukaryota; Fungi; Ascomycota; Eurotiomycetes; Eurotiales; Aspergillaceae
Product: glycoside hydrolase/deacetylase
Exons: 5
Coding region: 1-2349 (782 amino acids)
Biological process (GO): carbohydrate metabolic process
Molecular function (GO): hydrolase activity, acting on carbon-nitrogen (but not peptide) bonds; chitin binding
Source: RefSeq, a predicted model, not a curated record
AUGGCGGACCGGCAGUCGGUGCAGCACAGCCUUAACAGCCUGCUCUCUAAACUGAGCGACCCUGACCCGGAUAUGCGAUACAUGUCGCUAAAUGAUCUACUUGGCAUUUUAAAUAAUCCUAAUUCCACCUAUCUGGCUCACGAUCAAGUCUCCUCAUCAAGACUGGCUGAGGGCUUAUUGAAGGCCUUGGAUGACCAACAUGGCGAUGUCCAGAACCAAGCCCUGAAAUGUCUUGGUCCUCUUGUCCUUCGACUGCCCUUCGAAAGCCUUGCUUCUCUUCUCGAAAAGCUCACCAACCUGACAGCCUCGCAAACCAUUGACACAUCCGUUCCGAAUACUGCUCUGAGAUACAUUGUGACAGCUCUACCUCGGCCGCAGCCGGGUCAGCCUCCAAGUCAGGAGGCGACAAUGGCAUAUUCGGCCGUCUCUCGCGUCCUCAUUCCUCGCUUGACUGGCCCGACUCCAUCCCCUACUAGUCGGCGUGGCUCGAUCGUCAAGGGCAUGUUAGAGAAGGAUCCAUCAAAGGGCUUCAGCAGUGAUGCUAUUGAUGUACUCAUUCAGGUUGUCACUUGCUUUGGCCCCCUGCUGAAAGAGCCCGAAUUGACGGCCUUGCAAAACUCCGUCCUGUCUAUCGUUGACAACGAUACAGCUGGCACCGUGGUCACCAAAAGGGCUCUGACGGCCAUAUCUGCCCUCGUGCUCCACUUCUCCGAUGCUCAACUGAGCGCUUUUGUCCAGGGGCUGGUCCAAAGAUUCAACUCCCCACAACUUAGUACAGUCCAUCGGCGUCACCUCAUUGCCACCGUCGGUGGUGUAGCGAAAAGUGCCCCGGCCAAGUUUGGUCCUCAUCUUCCUACGCUAGCCCCUUAUGUCUUUGCUGCUGUUGGCGAGGAUAACCUAGCACAAGUAAGUCGGCAUCAAUACUAUCUCACUUCAAAUAACCUUGCUCACGGCCCGGCUUUAUACAUAUCUCAUCAGCUGUACAAGUCUCGCUGUCUACAUUACUCUACAGUUUACUCUGAAUUACGUCUUACCACAAUAUACUAUCUCAAAAUGCACAUGCUUCGCUUGGUUGUUUCUGGGCUUGGUCUUGUGGCAUGCACGACUGCGCGCAACAUAUUCAGUUUGCAGCCUAACCGUCAAGGAACUCAUCUUCUGCCCCUUACUCACGGAGAUGCUCCUGAUCACAAGCUUGUCGAGCGUGAUUCUAGUCCUCGCUGUGGCCCUGAUCAUGGCAAGUGUCCUGAGGGUAAAUGCUGCUCAACUGCUGGUAACCACUGCAGCUCUCCUGACUGUCAGAUAGACUUCGGUAAUUGCGACGCUCACACAACUCCAGGAGGCCCCCCUACGGACAAGAUUCCUCGGCCUCAUGUAGGCAACGUACCCUAUGGCCCGAAAUUCAUUCGGUCCUGUACUACUCCAGGAACUAUUGCCCUGACCUUUGAUGAUGGCCCCAAGGAAUACACUCAGGACCUUCUCGACCUCCUUGACAAGUAUGAAGCAAAAGUGACAUUCUUUGUUACAGGAAACAACAAUGCCAAGGGUGAGAUUGACAGUCCCGGGAUGCCUUGGGCAUCUUUGAUUCAACGCAUGUACCGCAGUGGCCACCAGGUUGCUAGCCAUACUUGGUCACACCAAGACCUUAGUAAGGUCACGCAAGAUCAGCGCCGGGUUCAGCUGCUGUGGAACGAAGUUGCCCUACGAAACAUUUUGGGAACAAUCCCCACUUACAUGCGCCCACCGUAUUCCAGCUGUACCGCGGAGUCAGGCUGUCUGGAAGAUCUUGGCUCGCUUGGAUAUCAUGUCAUCCUGUACGACAUCGACACUGAAGACUACAGUCAUGAUAGCCCGGCUCUGAUCCAACAAUCCAAGGACAUUUUCGAUCGCAACUUGGCCUAUCGAACGGAUUUCGAUAGGCCUUGGCUCGUCAUUGCUCACGAUGUCCAUGAACAAACGGUCCACAAUCUCACCGAGUACAUGUUGAAGAAGCUUAUCGCAGAGGGCUACCGCGCCGUGACGGUUGGCGAGUGUCUGGGUGAUCCGCCUGAGCUCUGGUAUCGUAAGGACGAGGCCUUCGACGAUCGACAAACCCGAAAGUCUAAAUCCAAGAACGAUGAUGCCAAAACUGUAUCAGUUGAUGGCAUGUGUGGUGGAAACAUCACCUGUCUUGGGUCGCGGUUCGGCCCUUGCUGCAGUGGCACUGGUUUCUGUGGCAGCAUGUCUACAUUUUGCGGUUCUGGAUGUCGACCUGAUAAUGCCGGCGAAGUCAGAAGGGAAGACUUUGCAGCUAAGCUCAUCGGUGGCAAUUGUGAUAUUGUUAUUCCUCGUGGUAUUGAUGGAUUAAGCUGA